AUGAUGCUCCUCGUACUUGUUCUGCUGUUCCGCUUCGGAGGUCGUCAGCUUCCGUCCCCGACGACUGCGACACUCCGAGGUCCGCCACGUGGGAGAUAUCGGACGUCAGCGUUCAGCAGACGGCCGAUGCCGGUGGAUGUUGCGACGCCGGGCCUGAAAGCGGCUUCCCGUGGCGGACUGGAUGCUGGUUCUUCCGCUGAGGCUCCUCCUCUAUCACUCCAGGAGCAGAGGCUAAAGCGAUUUAUUACACUCGCCGAGCUGAUCCCUCCAGGGUCACCUGCGGCCGACAUAGUGAGUUUGGAUGAGUACACGAACGAGUCGUGGGAGGGUUGCGUCCACUGUUGAUGCUGUCUGCCCUGGCCUGCAGGGAUGUGACCACGGUCUGCUCGCUGCGCAUCUGGUGCAUUCAGGGAGAUGCCCCAAUGCCAUCGCCAUCGACAGGUCGUCGUCGUCGUGUGAGGCUGCAAGGUGGGCAUGUCAGUCAGUCAAUCAGGAGCACCACCCUCGUCUCUCAACGGCUGCCUCUUGUCGAUUGUCAGGUCUACAGUGGAGAGGUUUGCGCUGUCACAUGCUGUGGACGUUCGUCAAGGCGAUGGACUGACAGCUUUGUCUGCGGGGGAGGUGGACACCGUCUGCGUGGCCGGGAUGGGCGUCGGGGGCAUUCUCGACAUUCUCAAGGGUCCGCCACAAGCCGACUCAGAUCCAUUGUCGAGGGAGGACUCACUGCUCCGGAGCCUUCGCAUCAGGACGCUGGUGCGCAUCGCAUAUCGUGCGUCUACGCAAAUGAUGAUGACACUGUCAGCUGCACCGAUCCACAUGUAUCCAUCGGUGUGUGCGUGUGUCGUGUCAGGUGGUCCAGCCGCAGACGCCGCGUCUUGGCAGCCUCUACGCUCUGCGUCGCUGGCUGCAGGUACACCAAUGGCCCAUCAAUGAAGAGCGGCUUGUGGUUAUCGGCAAGCGGCUGUACGUCACCAUCAAAGCAGUGGCGACACAGCCACGCGCAGUUGACCGCGAUGCAGUGCUGUCUGCCGACAUCGAGCGGGAGCUGCUGUUGGGUCGCGCGCAGUGGGAGAGUGACAGAGAUAACGAUGGGAUACGACACAGAUACCACAGGUAAGCUCUAAUGGAUUACGUGGGUGGGUGCUAACGGGUAGGUAUCAUCCAUGUGAGUGUUCCUUUCCGUGAUGUAUGUGUCUUGCAAGGUAUCUCGUGAACCAGCGCACGGUUCUCGCGCGUCAGGUGGCCGAUCCGCGUUGGCAGUCUGAGCAGAAGCAGCGAUGGAUGGCCAUCCUCGACGACGCCAUCCGGUCGCCCACGAUGAGUCCAUCGAUGCCUCUCGACUGAGACCAACCGACUCAUCAGCAUCGGGUAAGCCCGACACGCAGGCAACCAGCCAAUAAGGCAGCCAGCCAGCCAGCCAGCCAGGUGCCCUUCCCCACAGUCAAUCGUUCCACCAGCCGCCGUAUGAACGAGUGGUGGGUUUAUGGUUUUUCGGCUGUGGCAUAGCGAGCGUAUCGGUAGCCAGCUAGAACAAGGGGCAGCAGCACUUGUGACACGCCUCUUGAGUAGAAAGGCCACCACAUCCAUUCCCCGUGAUGACCGAUCUCAUCGCAUCUUGUCUGUCUGUUCGUGUGUGUCUCAGGCAGGCAGGCAGGCAGGCACAGAUCGGCGACCGUUGGGCAAGGGGGCGGGGCCGCUUGUGUGGAUGUGGUUUGGGCUGAAAGAAAGCGAGAAGACUAUGCAUUGAUGUGCCACUCGGUGAUGUUGAUGAUCUGCGGUGUGUGCACUGGACAUCGG
Messenger RNA from Vitrella brassicaformis, 1797 nucleotides. The record is from the annotation of a GenBank genome assembly. NCBI's taxonomy places the organism in Eukaryota, Vitrellaceae.